Molecule: messenger RNA, 2745 nt
Organism: Bombus huntii
Lineage: Eukaryota; Metazoa; Arthropoda; Insecta; Hymenoptera; Apidae
Product: paired box protein Pax-1-like
Exons: 3
Coding region: 841-1974 (377 amino acids)
Biological process (GO): anatomical structure development; regulation of transcription by RNA polymerase II
Molecular function (GO): RNA polymerase II cis-regulatory region sequence-specific DNA binding; DNA-binding transcription factor activity, RNA polymerase II-specific
Source: RefSeq, a predicted model, not a curated record
GGUAAAUCUGUCGCCCCAGUCAGUGAGGCAGCGAAGGGCGAGCCGCGCACCAUUGACCGUGUCCGUGCUUCUUUUUUCGUCUCGUCUAGCCGCGACUCCGCCGUUACUGCCUUUCUCGUUCUCGCUGCCCCUACCCUCCCCCUCGCCCCUUUCUCUUGUUCCUCUUUUUCGUUUAUGUCCACGUUUCUUCUUUUAUAGGGCGAGUGCACACGGACACGGUGCCGCGCACCGGAUUAUUUACCGUUCAAUUGUCGCGUUUUUCCGUGUACAGCCGCGAGAACGCCUUCAGUGUCCCCCUUCGGUGCGCGUGAAUGAAGGACGACGAAGGAAGGCGGCGUGGCUCCCUUCACGCUCGUUACCACUCGAUUCAUCCAGUGUUCUCCACCUUUCACCUGGCUCGCGUGUCCUUUCCGCAUUCGCCCAAGUGACUUACCGAUACCUCCUCGGCCAACCUAAUUACCCACGUAUUCUGUUAUUCGUUCUGUUACGUGUACGACAGGAGAAUUUCAAGAUCGGAAGAUCGUUCGAGAUUGUUCGAGACGAUCGGGGCGAUCUGUUGCACGUAUCGGUGGAAAAUGUGAAGCGGGAGGGAUGCUGAUAGUCGAAGGAACACGGUUGGUGCAGACCGGUGAACGGAGUGCAGACUUUAUGAGAUCGUUGCACGAGCUUUGCAAGCUAUUACCGAGAUCGGCAAAUCGGAAGAUCGAGUAAGCGAAUCGCGCGAUCAGCCUGGAUAGUAUAAUUAAAGCGGAGAAAAGCGGAGUGAACGGGGCAAGGUCUGCGGAGGAACUGGAGGAACCGCGUUGCGCGUAGCCGACGGCUGCAAGGCUGCUCUUCCUCAUGGAUCCCAUCGUGCUAGAGAGUAACGGGAGCGAACUCGGUGCAGAUCAGCAGCAGCAACAGCAGCAACAGCCCCAUCAACAACAGCAGCAGCAACAGUACGGCGAGGUGAACCAAUUAGGGGGUGUGUUCGUAAAUGGCCGACCCUUGCCAAAUGCGGUCAGGUUGCGAAUAGUGGAGCUUGCACAGCUGGGCAUCAGGCCGUGCGACAUCUCGCGGCAGCUGCGAGUCAGCCAUGGUUGUGUCAGCAAGAUCUUGGCCCGGUACCACGAGACAGGCAGCAUACUGCCUGGCGCGAUCGGUGGCAGCAAACCCCGUGUCACCACCCCGAAGGUGGUGCAGUAUAUCAAACAAUUGAAACUGAAGGAUCCUGGUAUCUUCGCUUGGGAGAUCAGGGAUCGUUUAUUGUCGGAUGGCGUGUGCGACAAAUACAACGUGCCAUCGGUGAGCAGCAUCUCGAGGAUAUUGAGGAACAAGGUCGGCGCGGCGACCGCGAUUCAUCAUCAUCCCCAUCAUCCGGCGCAUCAUCACCAUCAUCAUCAUUUGUACGCGGCCGCGGCCGCGGCUGGAGCCGCCCUUUGUCCUGUCCCGUAUCCGCCGACGCCUUAUCACGCAACGCCGCCGCCCGCUGUAACGCAUCAUCACCAUCAUCAUCAUCAUCAAGUUGGGCCGACGACGCCGGGCAAGCUGUCACCGUCUUCCCCGACCGCUAUUCAUCCCGGUGUCGGCCAUCAGACGGCUACUUCCGUCGGUCUACAGUGGCCGAGUUCUCACACGGUUCACGACAUCCUCGCCACCGGCUGCAACUUGAUCAAUUCGCAGUCGUCUCCAUCGCCGACGUCGCCAUUGUGCGCUACGGUGAACAAUAAUCAUCACCACGGUCACCAUCAUCAUCAUCAUCAGAGCAACGACAACGCUGCCAGCAACAAUAACAACGAGGAAACCAGCGGUUACCAUCAUCCGCACCACCAUCACCAUCAUCAGCAGUAUUACGCGUCGGCUCUGUACCAUCAUCAUCAUCACCAUUCGGACACCGUGACCCCCGUGGCAACCACGUCACCGGUUCUCACUGUACAGUCGAUCAUGAUGCAGUCGUCGGCGACGAACAGUCAACCAGCUAGUCCCUGUAAUUGAAACGAUCGUGACGUUAGAUAGGAUUUUAUCGGAUAGUAAACGCGAGUGGUGGAAAGACUAAGUAACUGGAUCGUGGUAUAAGACAUAUACAUAGUGGUUGCAUAUGUAUCCAUGAGUUAAUAAUCGAUAUGUAAUUAAGGAAAAGGACGAUCGAAACGACGAAAGUAAGUGAUUGUAAGUGAGAAUAAAGACAAGAAACAUAGGAAUAGAGAAAGAGAUAUGAAUAAGUACCUAAUGGGGUGUGGCUGGCAAGAACGGUAUAUCAUCUCACCAGUAUUAUAUAUUUUUAUCGUCAUUUGCCAAGAGUGCCUUCCUUCGAGUGCCAUAAAGAAAAUUGUACGUUCGUUAUAAUUCGUGAAACGGACUGUGAGAGAAGACGAUCGAGAUUGUCGCAACUUUUGAAAAAAGGAUUUGCACGUUACUCGUGGAACCUGCGAAUACUGUUUUAAUCGUUUACCUUGUUUUAUUUUUUCUUUUUUUUUUUGUAUGUUUGUUCAAACUUUGCGUAGAUUUAAUGAUAUAAUCGUUAAGGAAAGAUGAUCGUUUAUUCCCAGCGAAGCGAGAUUUACGAGCGAGACGUUCGAAAAAAGCUCCCCCGAUAAAUUGGGAGGAUGUUGUCGAUAUUAUUUAACUGAUAAACAUGUACGAUCGUGUCACGAUUGUGCGAUUAUAGUCCUCUGCCAUGCUUUUUUAUGGAAUGCAACUUUUGUCAUUGGGAAAUAUAUAUUUUCCGUCAAGUUAAACAACUAGCUUACGUACUUCUUUUCCUUC